GCCGCGGGAGGAGGGGAGGCGCCGGGGGCGCGCGCGCGCGCUGGGCGCUGCUGGGCUGCGGCGGCGGCGGCGGCGGUUACUAUGGCGGAGUCGGCCGGAGCCUCCUCAUUCUUCCCCCUCGUCGUCCUCCUGCUCGCCGGCAGCAGCGGGUCCGGGCCCCGGGGAAUCCAGGCUCUGCUGUGUACAUGCACCAGCUGCCUACAGGCCAACUACACAUGUGAAACAGAUGGGGCCUGCAUGGUUUCCAUUUUCAACCUGGAUGGGAUGGAGCACCAUGUGCGUACCUGCAUCCCCAAAGUGGAGCUGGUCCCUGCUGGGAAGCCCUUCUAUUGCCUGAGCUCCGAGGACCUGCGUAACACCCACUGCUGCUAUACUGACUUCUGCAACAAGAUCGACCUGAGGGUGCCCAGUGGUCACCUCAAGGAGCCUGAGCACCCUUCCAUGUGGGGCCCUGUGGAGCUGGUCGGCAUCAUUGCCGGCCCAGUGUUCCUCCUGUUUCUCAUCAUCAUCAUUGUUUUCCUUGUCAUUAACUAUCACCAGCGUGUCUAUCACAACCGCCAGAGGCUGGACAUGGAAGAUCCCUCAUGUGAGAUGUGCCUCUCCAAAGACAAGACGCUCCAAGAUCUUGUCUACGAUCUCUCCACAUCAGGGUCUGGCUCAGGGUUACCACUUUUUGUCCAGCGCACAGUGGCCCGAACCAUCGUCUUACAGGAGAUUAUUGGCAAGGGCCGGUUUGGAGAAGUGUGGCGCGGCCGCUGGAGGGGUGGUGAUGUGGCUGUGAAAAUUUUCUCUUCUCGUGAGGAACGGUCUUGGUUCCGGGAAGCAGAGAUAUACCAGACAGUCAUGCUGCGCCACGAAAACAUCCUCGGAUUUAUUGCUGCUGACAAUAAAGAUAAUGGCACCUGGACACAGCUGUGGCUCGUCUCGGACUACCAUGAGCAUGGCUCCCUGUUCGAUUAUCUUAACCGGUACACAGUGACGAUCGAGGGGAUGAUUAAGCUGGCCUUGUCUGCUGCCAGUGGGCUGGCACACCUGCACAUGGAGAUCGUGGGCACCCAAGGGAAGCCUGGAAUUGCUCAUCGAGACUUAAAGUCAAAGAACAUCCUAGUGAAGAAAAAUGGCAUGUGCGCCAUUGCAGACCUGGGCCUGGCCGUCCGUCAUGAUGCAGUCACAGACACCAUUGACAUUGCCCCAAAUCAGAGGGUGGGAACCAAACGAUACAUGGCCCCUGAAGUGCUUGAUGAAACCAUUAACAUGAAGCACUUUGACUCCUUUAAAUGUGCUGAUAUCUAUGCCCUCGGGCUUGUAUAUUGGGAGAUUGCUCGAAGAUGCAAUUCUGGAGGAGUCCAUGAAGAAUAUCAGCUGCCAUAUUAUGACUUAGUGCCCUCUGACCCUUCCAUUGAGGAAAUGCGCAAGGUCGUAUGUGACCAGAAGCUGCGUCCCAACAUCCCCAACUGGUGGCAGAGUUAUGAGGCGUUACGAGUGAUGGGGAAGAUGAUGCGAGAGUGCUGGUACGCCAACGGCGCAGCCCGCCUGACUGCUCUGCGCAUUAAGAAGACCCUUUCCCAGCUCAGCGUGCAGGAAGAUGUGAAGAUCUAACCCUGCUUCCCUCCCCUACAUGCAACCUGGGCAGCGAGGACUACACAGAGCUGCCAUGUCGAGCGUACGAUGGAGGCCUACCUCUCGUUUCUGCCCAGCCCUCUGUGGCCAGAAGCCCUGGUCCGAAAGAGGGACAGAGCCCGGGAGACCCGCUCACUCCCAUGUUGGGUUUGAGACACAGACACCUUUUAUACUUACCUCCUAGUGGCAUGGAGACUCUGAGCGAAUGGUGUGAGAACUCGGUGCCACAACUCUGAACGGGUUGUAGUGGGGAGUCCCGCCCAACCCGGUGCGCCUGGGGUACAUCCAGGAGUGGUAACAGCGGCCUGGGGGGCCCAGGUGAAGCCGAGUGCUGAGCAGCACUGAGAUUUUCCUCCAGGAACCGGCCCCAACACCGAGGUGGCCCAGAGGAACCUGAAGCGCAGCCCCUCUGGCAGGCAGUUCUGGGCCCCGUGCUCCACCCUCGCCCAGACAUCGGCAGGGGCUGCCAGCGGAGACGGAAUCCGCCCCUGUCUGUCCAGCCAGGUGUGCAUGUGCCGAGGUGCGUCUCCUGUUGUGCCUGGUCCGUGCCACGCCCUUAUGUGUGUGCGUGCGUGUGUGUACGUGUGUGUACGUACAUACGUGUGUGUGUGUGUGUGUGUGUGUGCGCGUGUCUGUCUGUAGGUGCGACUUCCCUGCUUGAGCUUUCUGUGCAUGUGCAGGUCAGGGGUGUGUUCUUCAUGCUGUCUUCGUGCUGGUGCCUCUGUUCAGUAGUGAGCAGCGUCUCGUUUCCUGGUGCCCUGCCCAGAGGUCUCCUCCCUGCCCCUGCCCCUGCCCCAGAGCUCUGAGCCACGGUACCCUCCUUCCCCACAGGCGGCUCUGCCAACCCUGCGUGAGCACCGCUCUCCAUUUCAGACUGGAACCAAAGCUGGCCCAGCAGGCUUUGGGGUCCAGAUGUGAGGGAGGGUGGGUGGGCAGGGAAAGCAGCUCGGUGUGAGUCUUGGGCGUGUGGUCAGCUGCCACCGUAGGAAAUGAGCCAGCCCAGGGCAUGCAUGGUCCUCGCAGCAUCCAGGAAGGCCCAAUGCGUUUGCAGCCCAGAUCGUGGGGCUCGGAUUAGAAUGUCACAUCUGUCUUUCCUGUCCCAGAUUCUGGAAACAGCCGUGUAUAUUUUUGGUGGUGGUGGGUUUAGGGUAGGGAAGGGAAAGGGGGGCAGGGAGUGGGGAGGGAGUGCGGGUGGGAGGGAGGCAUCUGCAUGGGUCUUUUACUGGAUUAUCUGAUCGUGGUGGAGGGAAGGUAGGAGGCUUGUACCCACUUCAGGGGCCCUGCUAAAGGGAGCAGCCUGAGCCGAAUCAUAUUUAACCUGAAUGUAGUAGUGAACGAUGUCUAGAAGCACGGUUGUAGGUGGGGUUUGGUCACCAUAGCUUAGGUAUAUAAUGACUUUGAAGCCAUAACUUUUAACUGGAGUGGGUUUUUUGUUGUUUGUUUUUUAAUUUUAUUGGGAGGGUCUAGAUUUUAACUUUUUUUAAUAUUAUUAAGUUUUUAUAAAAGGAAAACCAUCUCUAUGUGAUGAUUACCUCUCAAUUUAUUUGUUUUUAAAGAAACCCUUACAAAAACAACCACAAAAAAAAAAAAAAAGCUUCAAUCAAGCGCACAUAGCUCAAUCACACUGGAAACGUCCGUCCUUGUCCUGAGCCUGUCCCCACUCCACGGGAGCGGCCCGUCCUGCCCUGGGGGUUAGUCUCUCUCGCUUCUGCCCACCCACCCCCAGUUCCAGGAGUGGCUGGGGGCCAGGGCCCUGGCCUGUUGUGCACUGUCCAGCUGGUUGCUCCUUCUCCAGGCGUUUACUCAGCUAAUGUUGAGUGCCUGUUGGGUGCCAGGCACUGUGCUAGGUGCUGGGAUACGGCUGUGAACAAGACAGGCUUGGGUCCUACCCUUGGAGCACUGAGAAAGGACCUGGUCCAAGUUGGUGGGUGCCUGUUUUGAGACCAGAAGUUCCAUACAGUCGUUGGUUCUGAGAGCCUUUGAGCCCGGAAUGAUUGCUCUCAUAGAAGACCACCGAGGAGCAAGGAUGCCUCCCACGCCAAAGAGACCGGUGGUGGGCAGAGCGCCCAGUCACUGCGUUCCUUCUGCGCCUCCUCCCUGCCCAGGGAGCAUGGUGUGGAUGCAGCUGCACAGCACCCCUGCCUCCAGCCAGCGACUCGCUGCCAAAGCUUGUGGAGGAGGGAGCCCUCUCCCUGCUUCUGUCUCCCCGAUGCCCCUGGCCUUUCUAUUUAUUUUCCUGAUGUGUUGCCUCUUUCCUUGCAUUAAAGGAGAUUUCCCCCUAACUGUUUGGGCCAAUUUACUGGCUAUUGACUAAUUUCCCUUGAAUACCAAUUGUGUCAUCAGGGGACUUCCUUUCCUCACCUCUGCCCUGCAGAACCUGGCGGGUUCUAAGUGGUUAUGGGAUUAGACUCCCCGUGCCCAUCACAACCAGCCUCUGGGAUCUGCCAACACUCCUCGACCCAGGGACUCCCAAGCCACUAGCCUGCUCCUUAGGUGGCCCUUCUGUCCUCACCACACGUACGUCCAGUUCCUCCCCCCUGGGGAAGACUGAGCAGUUUUUUGGGAAGCUCCCAUCCUCACCCUCGCCACUCUUAACCAUAAGCGUUAGGAGUUCAGAGGGCUGGGGAGAAACUACAGCCUGAAGCCGUGGUGUUUGGCCCCCUGAGGCUAACCCUGACCCUUAGGGCGACCUGCACCUCUGGAUUCCGGGUUCACAGACCAAGGCCAAGCCCGUUCUUUUGUUGCCAUCAAGGCCCCCGAACGGCAUUCUCGGUACUUCUGUUUGUUUUUGUACAUUUUACUAGAAAGGAUUGUAAAAUAGCCACUUAGACACUUUACCUCUUCAGUAUGCAAAUGUAAAUAAGUUGUAAUAUAGGAAAUCUUUUGUUUUAAUAUAAGAAUGAGCCUGUCCAAUUUCUGCUGUACAUUAUUAAAGUUUUAUUCACAGAGCUGA
Messenger RNA from Myotis myotis, 4573 nucleotides. It is a transcript of the gene ACVR1B, whose product is annotated as activin A receptor type 1B. Gene Ontology annotation, cellular component: plasma membrane; activin receptor complex. Gene Ontology annotation, molecular function: activin binding; activin receptor activity, type I; ATP binding. The coding region runs from base 82 to 1599 and encodes 505 amino acids. The transcript has 9 exons. The record is from RefSeq and is a predicted model, not a curated record. Gene Ontology annotation, biological process: nervous system development; activin receptor signaling pathway; cellular response to growth factor stimulus. Lineage: Eukaryota; Metazoa; Chordata; Mammalia; Chiroptera; Vespertilionidae.